This is a messenger RNA of Branchiostoma belcheri (Belcher's lancelet), 2062 nucleotides long. RefSeq names its product eukaryotic translation initiation factor 2D-like. The transcript is spliced from 15 exons. Gene Ontology annotation, molecular function: translation initiation factor activity; RNA binding. Bases 94 to 1908 code for a protein of 604 amino acids. The record is from RefSeq and is a predicted model, not a curated record. Gene Ontology annotation, biological process: formation of translation preinitiation complex; translational initiation. NCBI's taxonomy places the organism in Eukaryota, Metazoa, Chordata, Leptocardii, Amphioxiformes, Branchiostomatidae.
CAGGUCAAGGGUCAGUCAUUGAGUCAGACGACGUGCACUUGCGAAAAAAUAUAUCACAGAAUUCCAACUUGUAGACACGUUCCGAUCGUCAAAAUGUUCCAGAAACCUUUCAGAGUCAAGUCCAAGACUGUCAUCCGUGGGUCUGAUCGGAGAAAGCUCCGAGCAGAUGUAGGGAAGGCCCUUCCCUCGCUGACAGAGGACCAGCUGGCAGAACUGGUGCCUAACAAGGAGGACAUGUCCACCAUGAAGGUCUACACACACUCCGGCAAGAACGUCACCGUCUACUGUCUGGGGAACAACCCCGUCUUCUUCGAACUGGACAAGAAUGUCUUUCCCACAGUGUACACGUUGUGGAGAGUACCUGACAUGUUACCUUGUCUCACCACCUGGCCACCUGUACUCAAGAACCUCUGUGGAGGGGCAGACCUGAUGUUGCCGGGGGUGAUAGAGGGAGAGGAGGGGCUUCCUGAGAUUGACAGGAACAAACUGUGUGCCAUCUCACUGCUCGGAAACAGAGCUCCAGUUGCCGUAGGCAGGACCACCAUGUCAUCUGCCCAGAUGGUGGAGUGUGGGAUGAAGGGGAAGGGAGUCACCGUGCUGCACACAUACCUGGACCAGCUCUGGGAACAUGGUGACCAGACCCCCCUCCCCACAAUGGCUACCCAGCAGUCCUGUCCUGAAGGUCAUGCACCUGACCUUGACUCCGGGGACACGACACCUGAGGAACAAAGUCAAGGUGAACUCGGGGCAGAAGCCUCGAGCACCACAGACGCUGUACCGAUAGAAAACCUGGUCUUAGAGGACGACCUUGGUGAUGAAGGUGACAUUGAUAAAGGAACUGACCUUGGUGAACAGAACAGUGAAGCUGCUGGAAUGAGGGAUGAUGGGAAUGGAUGUGAAGAGGAAGAAGUAGAAACAAGACAUGAGGAGGAGGAAGAGGAGGACCAGAUGGAUGCACUACUGUACCAGUGCUUCCUUCAUGCCCUGAAGACGAACGUUAAGAAGUCUGACCUCCCGCUCCUCACCAGUAAACUCCUUAGAGGUCACAUGCAGCCAUGUUGCCCUGCUGACAAGUCUCUGGACCUAAAGAAGUCAAGUUAUAAGAAGCUAACCAAGUUCCUUCAAGCAAUGCAGACACAGAGGUUAAUCCAGGUCAAGGAACUGUCCAAGGGGGUGGAGAGUGUGGUGGAGGUCAACUGGGGUCACGAGGAGCUGAAGAGUUUUGAGGUCCCUGACAUUGAGCUGCCAACAGACAGGGUCAACGACCCGGGAACGGGCGCCGCUCCGACCUACCAGCCUCCUGAGGUCGUGGAGAUGUACAGUGUGACAGGCAACCUGGCAGCCCUGUUUAGAACGGCUGGUAUUAGGAAAGGCGAGGCCUUGUCUGGCCAGCAGGUCCGUGAGUUCCUGACUCAGUAUGUGAAGGAAAAUGAACUGGCAGAUCCCAACAACAGAAGGUUUGUAGUUGUUGACCCGUUGCUGUGCGACGCCUUAAGACAGAAGGGAGAGGACUUGACUCAUCUUGCCUGGGAGGACCUCUUCACAAGGUGUUGCGAUAAGAUGUCGCCGUGUACCCAGCUCAUCUUUCCCGGCCAGCCGCCAGUCCUGAAGAAAGGCAAACUGGAGCCGGUUGACGUUCAAGUUCAGCAGAGGUCCGGCAAUAAGAAGGUGACCCUGAUCUACAACCUGGAAGGUUUUGGGAUCCGUCCGGACGCCUUUGCGCACCUGUUACAGCUGCGGGUUCAGGCGAGCACGGCUGUGAACCCAGCGCCGAACAGGAAGGCAGGUGUGCAGGUCAUGGUCCAGGGCAACCAGGUCCACACCGUCGCCAAGCUGCUCAUAGAUGAGAUGAAGCUACCAAAAAAAUUUGUCCAAGGGGUUGAAAAGGCUGGCAAGAAGAAGAGAUGACGACACUGCACCAUUUGGUAGAGCUAGGGAAAGAAGUCUUCAUCUUUUGUGUUGUGUUGCAAUACCGGAAAGAGCUAACAAAAAGAGAACUACAAUGCAUGUGAUGAACUGCAUAUCAUAAAUGUUUUCAAAUGAAAUAAUAAACAAAAGUCCU